CGCUCAUGCUGCGGUCUCAACUUUUAUUUUUCUCCGCUAGUUUAUUUGAAAUUUUAUUAAAGUUAAUAGACUAUGUAGUGUCAAGUUUAUUAUAGUACACUUUGUUUACAAGUUGCGAUUCGUAAAUCUCCAAAUAGAUUCGUGUUUUAAUCUCGUGGGAAACUGAAAAAAAGAAGAGGAGUUAAAGCAUUGUUCGAGCUGGAUCGCYUAACGCUUUUCAGAUUUCCUGUACCCUCUCGUAGGAUUUACCACAGGUCUGMGACAUUAGUGUUGUCAUCUUAUAGCAGCUCAGAAGCACUCCAAGACUGGAUGAACUGAGUCACCGUUUCAGACUGACAGCUCGGCUAUGUAUCCUUGUUUUUCGCCCCGCCCCUUUUCCUCGCUUCCUGCCUGCCCUGCUCGUGCACGCUGCUGUUUGGUUGGUGUUUCCAUGGAAGCAUGUAGCCAGAAAGAGGCUUCACACAGAGCAUCUUGUGUUCUCUUCACAGAGAGCUGCGAACAAGAGAGGCAGUGACGCAAAACGCACAAUGUAUGAAAGCAGCUGUGUGGACUCGGUGCUCUUCAGCUUCUAACACUCAUGUGUUGACCUUAACCUGUGCAUUUUUUUAGCACAGGAACAACUUUGUCACAUUUGGUGACUUCUUCUUUCUAGAAAUUUUUUUUCUUGGGGUCAUUACCCAACUCUCUUUGAUUAUUUUUAUUUUUUUCUUGUUGACUUUUUGAYUUAAAAACGCAACCAUUUUUUCCGGAACGAAACUGGGAUUUUCCCUCAUAUUAUGUACUUCAAUGGAUACCAGUGGCUCAKUGGUUAGCAUGCGAGCAGAGGAGCAGCCCUUUCAUGUCCGCUACAGGAUGGAGGUGUCCUGCCUAGAGCUGGCGUUGGAGGGCGAGCGGCUCUGUAAAGCGGGGGACUACAGAGCAGGUGUUUCCUUUUUCGAAGCCGCCAUCCAGGUGGGCACGGAGGACCUGCAGGUGCUCAGUGCUAUCUACAGCCAGCUGGGCAACGCUUACUUCCACCUGCAUGAUUACACCAAGGCUUUGGAGUUCCACCGGCACGAUCUCACCCUGACCAGGACAAUUGGGGACCUGCUUGGAGAAGCCAAAGCCAGUGGAAACCUUGGCAACACGUUAAAGGUGCUGGGGCGGUUUGACGAGGCCGUGGUUUGCUGUCAGAGACAUUUGGACAUCGUGAGGGACAUUAAUGACAAGGUAGGGCAAGCACGAGCACUCUAUAACUUUGGCAACGUGUAUCAUGCCAAAGGCAAAAGCAUUUGCUGGAGCGGAGCUGAACCUGGAGAUUUUCCAGAGGAGGUCAUGACGGCGCUCAGGAAGGCAGCAGAGUACUAUGAGGCAAACCUGGCGAUAGUGAAGGAGCUCGGAGACCGGGCAGCUCAGGGUCGAACGUACGGAAAYCUUGGCAACACGCAUUACCUGUUGGGAAACUUUGCUAAAGCGGUGAAUUCUCACGAACAGCGUUUGCUAAUAGCUAAAGAGUUCGGCGAUCGCUCGGCAGAAAGACGAGCGUACUGCAACUUGGGGAACGCCUACAUCUUUUUGGGGGAUUUUGAGGUAGCAGCUGAGCAUUACAAGAGGUCCCUGCAGCUGGCCCGGCAGUUGAAGGACCGAGCCGUGGAGGCUCAGGCGUGCUACAGCCUGGGCAACACCUACACGUUACUCCAAGACUACGAGAGAGCCAUCGAUUACCACCUCAAACACCUCAUCAUCGCUCAAGACCUCAAUGACAGGAUUGGAGAGGGCCGUGCGUGCUGGAGUCUCGGAAACGCUCACACUGCUUUGGGUAACCACGAUCAAGCCAUGCACUUUGCUGAGAAGCACCUGGAAAUCUGCAGAGAGACCGGAGACAGGAGCGGAGAGCUGACGGCUCGUAUGAACGUCUCUGACCUCCAAACAGUCCUGGGUUUGAGCUACAGCACGAAUAACUCCACGAUUUCUGAAAAUAAGGAUAUAGACUACAACCUACAUGGAGCAAAACCCAGACUGAGCAGGCGCCACAGCAUGGAGAACCUGGAGCUGAUGCAGCUCACUCCAGACAAGAUGAAUGGUCAAAAAUGGAACAGUGACAUUUUGGCAAAGCAGUCUAAACCCUCCAUAGCUAAAAGCUCCUCCAAGCUGUUCUUUGUCAGCCGUCUGCGGGGGAAGAAAUACAAGUUUGGGGGCUCCAGUAAGGUCCUUCAAGACACCAGCAACACUUUGGACACAAAUCUGUCUUCCGCUCAGGGACCACAGAAACGCCUCAGUCCUGACAUGCUCGGAGAGGAGGGCUUCUUUGACCUCCUGAGUAGAUUCCAGAGCAACCGUAUGGACGACCAGCGCUGUUCAAUACAGGAUAGAGGCAGCAGGUUGUCAUUAAACAGCGGUCCGGGCUCACCUCCCAGAACCAUCAGGAAAUCUGCUUCAGAGUCCGUCAACAUGUCCAGCGCCUCUGGCAGGAGGCUGGGCGAGUCGUCCUCAGCAGGAGGAAGCCUGCCGGGUCUGAGACUCAAUCAGAGCAGCAACCAGGCCGUGCUCAGCCACCUAAUGGCCAACGCCGACGGCGCCGAGCCCGACGAUGACUUCUUUGAUAUGCUUGUCAAGUGCCAGGGCUCCCGCUUGGACGAUCAGCGCUGUGCCCCUCCCCCUCCUCCCGUCCGAGGACCCACCGUACCCGACGAGGACUUCUUCAGCCUCAUCAUGCGCUCGCAGGCCAAACGAAUGGACGAGCAACGCGUCACUUUGCCUUCCACAGCCAGAAUCACCUCAAGCUCCGAGUGAACUGAACACUAAAGGGACAAAAAUCUCUUUUUUUUUAAUCUUGCAAAUGUGUGAACAGCAAUAAGAACGCAGGUCCUGUGUCUCUUCACACACCGUCCUACUGGACAAAAACAAAGCACUGUCAGCGUUGUGUGUACAGCAAAUUCAUGAAACAUUAAGCUAAUAAAGACUUGUUUUGUACAACUUUCACCAACAGUACUAUCAGAGAAACUCAAGUUUUUUUUAAUGUUUGUUUUAAAUGAUUCUAUAUUGAAGCAUUUCAUCUCAUGUAGACUGUGACACAGCUGCAGUUGUGUUUGUAUUUAUUGUACAUUUUUUACUAUUUUAACUGCCGUCCCACCACCGAGGAGAAUUAGCAUAAAAACAGACGUACAGCACUCUUUAAUGCAUUUUGGUUUUAUGAGUUUUUUUGUGCUACAGAUUAAAAAAAUAAUAAUUUUAAAGUCGACAGAUAAAAGACCAAAUUUAACCCAGGUAUAGCUCUUUGUGUUUUUUUUGUACGAACUGCUCGAAUGAAUUAAAAAAUAAAAAGUU
Molecule: messenger RNA, 3306 nt
Organism: Austrofundulus limnaeus
Lineage: Eukaryota; Metazoa; Chordata; Actinopteri; Cyprinodontiformes; Rivulidae
Gene: gpsm2
Product: G protein signaling modulator 2
Exons: 16
Coding region: 787-2772 (661 amino acids)
Biological process (GO): establishment of mitotic spindle orientation
Cellular component (GO): cell cortex
Molecular function (GO): GDP-dissociation inhibitor activity; G-protein alpha-subunit binding
Source: RefSeq, a predicted model, not a curated record